AUGAGUUACAGAGAAGAUAGAAUAAUAUGUACCUUCUAUACCAAGAUAGGUGCAUGUAGACACGGAGAGAAAUGUUCAAGAAAACAUGUUAAACCAUCAUCUUCAGAUACAAUCUUGCUUCCAAAUUUAUAUCAGAACCCAAAGCUUAAUAAGAACGAUGGCGAAGAAUUAAACCCAAAACAAGUCCAGGAAUACUUCGAUCAUUUUUAUAAAGAUAUAUUUCUUAAGUUUGCAUUAUUUGGUGAGGUCUAUUCUAUGGUGGUGUGUGAAAACGAUAAUAAUCAUUUGAACGGAAAUGUAUACGUUAAAUUUGCCAACGAGGAUUCAGCCUACAAUGCUGUAAUGCUUCUAAAUCAAGAGUGGUUUGGAGGACGUCCGGUGCACUGUGAGUUAUCUCCAGUAGAGAGUUUCCACGAUGCCAAUUGUAGGGCAUAUGAAAGUUCUACGUGUAAUAGAGGCGAUCACUGUAAUUUUAUGCAUAUACACAAGCCAACCCCCCAACUUAAGUCCAGUCUAUUCAAAAGUCAAGAGAAGAGUACAUUAACGAAACAACUACAACUUUUACGAGGAGAAUUGACUGGUAGCCUGGAAAACGAAAAUGUCCAACAAGAUGCUGCUGGCGAACAAAUUUCCAAACCUGCUGAAACCACUUCCACAGAAACAGUUGAAAAACUCUUUGCAAGUAGCAUACCGUCACAUAUAUAG
Molecule: messenger RNA, 705 nt
Organism: Debaryomyces hansenii CBS767
Lineage: Eukaryota; Fungi; Ascomycota; Pichiomycetes; Serinales; Debaryomycetaceae
Exons: 1
Coding region: 1-705 (234 amino acids)
Biological process (GO): mRNA splicing, via spliceosome
Cellular component (GO): spliceosomal complex; U2AF complex
Molecular function (GO): metal ion binding; pre-mRNA 3'-splice site binding
Source: RefSeq, a predicted model, not a curated record